Molecule: messenger RNA, 1149 nt
Organism: Aplosporella prunicola CBS 121167
Lineage: Eukaryota; Fungi; Ascomycota; Dothideomycetes; Botryosphaeriales; Aplosporellaceae
Exons: 2
Coding region: 1-1149 (382 amino acids)
Molecular function (GO): FMN binding; NADPH dehydrogenase activity
Source: RefSeq, a predicted model, not a curated record
AUGAUCAGCUCGCAGCGUUUGUUCGAACCCAUCACUGUUGGGUCCUCCCGACUCCAACACCGCGUCGUCAUGGCGCCCCUUACGCGUUUCCGGGCAGAUGACAACCACGUCCCCACUGAGCCCAUGGUCCAAUAUUAUGCACAGCGCGCUUCCGAGCCCGGAACUCUUCUCCUCUCAGAAGCGACGUUUAUUAGCCCGCGCUCGGCAGGCUACGCCAACAUUCCGGGGCUGUGGACGGCGGAACAGCUCGAUGCAUGGAAGAAGGUGACGGACGCCGUGCAUGCCAAGGGCAGCAAGAUCUGGGUGCAGCUUUGGGCUCUCGGGCGUGCAGCCGAGCCGGGGAUCGGCGGUGCCUCCGGCGGUGCGCUGUACGAGGAGAACUUCACGGACAUUGUGAGCGCCAGCGACAUCCCCAUGCAAGAGGGCCUGCCGAAGCCGAGGCCUUUGAACGAAGACGACAUCUGGGGCUAUGUGGAGGACUAUGCAAGGGCUGCUAAGAAUGCUGUCGAAAGAGCUGGCUUUGAUGGUGUCGAAAUCCAUGGCGCCAAUGGAUAUCUCAUCGACCAGUUCAUCCAGGAUGUUUCCAACAAGCGCACCGACAAAUGGGGCGGCAGUGUUGAGAACCGCGCCCGUUUUGCCAUUGAAAUCGCAAAGGCCGUUAAAAAAGCCGUCGGCCCCGAGAGGGUUGGAAUGCGUCUGAGCCCCUUCAGCACAUUCCAAAGCAUGCGCAUGGAGGACCCAGUGCCGCAGUUCACCACUGUGAUCACGGCGCUCCGCAACAUCGGCAUCGCAUACAUCCAUCUGGUCGAGUCUCGCAUUUCUGGCAACGUAGAGAACGACAAUGCCGCCGAAACUCUCGACUUUGCACUGGAAGCUUGGGGAAAGCAGAAGCCAAUUCUGCUUGCUGGAGGAUUCAAGCCCGAGUCCGCGAAGCAGGCGGUUGCCGAGUAUUCCGAUUACAACAUUGCUAUCGUGUUCGGACGUCUCUUCAUUUCGACUCCCGACCUGGUGUACCGCAUGCGCAAGGGCAUUAAGCCGAACGCGUAUGACAGGACAACGUUCUACCGCCUGAAGGAGAGGCCGUUGGAGCCCGGCUACAUCGACUAUCCGUUUUCUUCUGAGUUUCUCGUCGAGGCGGCUAAGAACUAA